Molossus molossus (Pallas's mastiff bat) is the source of this 936-nucleotide messenger RNA. RefSeq names its product taste 2 receptor member 40 (gene TAS2R40). Gene Ontology annotation, biological process: G protein-coupled receptor signaling pathway; detection of chemical stimulus involved in sensory perception of bitter taste; sensory perception of taste. The record is from RefSeq and is a predicted model, not a curated record. Gene Ontology annotation, cellular component: membrane. Gene Ontology annotation, molecular function: G protein-coupled receptor activity; bitter taste receptor activity. Lineage: Eukaryota; Metazoa; Chordata; Mammalia; Chiroptera; Molossidae.
AUGGCGAUGAUAAACACGGAUUACAUGGACAAAUACAUGUCCAGGUUCAAGGUCGUCUUCACCUUGGUGGUCUCUGGAAUCCAGUGCCUCACUGGCAUCACUGGGAACGGCUUCGUCGUGGUCAUCCAUGGGGCUGAAGGGGCCUGACGUGGAAGGCUCCCUGAGGACGACUGUAUUCUGCUGAUGCUGAGCUUCUCUAGACUCUUGCUGAAGAUUUGGAUGAUGCUGGAGAACACUUACAGUCUCCUGUUCCGGGCCACGUACAACCAAAACACGGUGUAUAUACCUUUCAAAGUCACUGUCGUGUUUCUGAACUACUCCAACCUCUGGCUCGCCGCCUGGCUCACCAUCUUCUACUGCCUGAAAAUUGCAAACUUGACCCACCCGUUGUCUUUCAGGGCGAAGAGGAAAGUUGAGGCGCUGAUGCCGCGGCUUCUGAGGCUGUCGCUGCUCAUGUCCUUAAGCUUCAGCUUCCCUUUCUCCAGAGAUGUCUUGAGUAUGUCUGUGAACACCUCCAUUCCCAGCCCCUCCUCUAACGACACCGAGCUGGGGUACUUUGCUGAGACCAACAGGGUCAACCAGCUUCUCCUCCGUAACCUGGGGAUCUUCAUGCCCCUCGUCAUGUUUAUCCCGGAGGCCGCCCUGCUGAUCACCUCUCUCAGGAGACACACCCUCCCCAUGGGGGCCCAUGUCACUGGCCCCAGGGACCACAUGGAGGCUCACACGGGGGCCAUCAGAGCUACCAGCUCCUUUCUCAUCCUCCACAUUUUCAAUGCGGUUGCUCUUUUCCUUUCCUUGUCCAACGUCUUCGAUGUGAUCAGUUCCUGGGGUAGUUUGUGCAAAGUCAUCAUGGCUGCCUACCCAGCUGGCCACUCCGUGCUACUGAUCUCGGACAAUCCUGGGCUGAGAAGAGCCUGGAAGCGGUUUCAGCACUGA